CAGGGCGAUGCUGUGCAGUGGUCAUCUAUUACUACUCCUGGCAAGUAUACCUUAUAGCUUUCUGCUGAAAAACUAUGAGGAGGAUGAAGAUGAAGAUGAUGAUCUGUCACUGUCAACAUCCCAGACCCGUGGGGAUCCUGCCCAGAAUGUAUCUGGUUGUCCAGCUCAAUGCACCUGCCCAACAGAGGAGACAGUGGAUUGCGGUGGCCUUGACCUGCACAUUUUCCCCAGCAAUAUCUCUACAGACAUCCAGCAUCUUUCAUUGCAGAAUAACCAAUUGCAAGAGCUACCCUUCCAUGAACUAUCCCGUCUGAUCAACCUACGAACCCUCAAUCUCCAUGACAAUCUGGUCACCUCUGAUGGUCUUCCGGAUGAAGCCUUUGAGCCACUGCAGUCACUUCAGUACAUCUAUCUGGCCAAUAACAAGCUAUCCGUGGCACCACAGUACCUACCUCACACACUACGCAUUGUGGACCUUGCUGCCAACCACCUGACCUGGGUCUUUCCACUCACCUUUGGGCAUAAGCCUGGUCUCAGGUCUGUUUAUCUGCACAACAAUUACUUGAACAACACUGGCCUGUCCUUUGAUGCUUUCAAUGGCUCGGAUGCUGUCAGCACCCUAAUCCUUUCCAACAAUCGGCUCACCUAUGUGCCCCAGAAUUUGCCCUGUGGUGUUGUUCGCCUCCAUUUGCAGAAUAAUCACAUUUCUCGUAUCCCUAAAGGGGCCUUGAACAGCCAGGGGCACCUCCGGGAGCUUUACCUGCAGAACAAUAAUCUAUCCAGUGAAGGCCUGACCCAUUCCACCUUCAGCAAGCUGAAGAGACUCGAAUAUCUGGAUCUUUCCAACAACAACUUGACAGAGGUGCCUGCUGGUCUUCCUGCCAACAUAGUAAUACUACAUUUGGGCCGAAACCACUUGAAGGGACUACCGCCUGAGCGUCUUAGCCGCGUGCGAGGCCUGCAGUAUCUCCUAUUGCAAAGCAAUGCUUUGACAGCUUCAGGGAUGCACCCAGAGGCCUUUGCCCACUUGCGCUCCCUGCAUACACUCCAUUUGUACAAUAAUCAGCUAGAUGGAAUCCCACCUGGACUUCCGCGGCGUGUCCGAUCCUUGAUGCUACUGCACAACCAGAUUGCACGCAUUGGUUUGAAUGACUUUGCGGCCACGUAUGCUUUGACUGAGCUCAAUCUCAGUUACAACCGGCUUUAUAGUGCCCACAUCCACCGCCUGGCCUUCCGUAAGCUUAGGCUCCUAGAAACUCUGGACAUCUCUGGCAAUAGACUCACGCUGCUCCCGGCUGGGCUGCCCAACAGUCUUCAAGUCCUCAACCUUCAGAAGAACCAGCUUAAUGCUCUUUCUCCAGAACGGUUAGUUAACCUCACCAUGCUUAAAGAGCUGCACCUGGCACACAACCGGCUGAAGAUCAGCAGUAUUUCUCCAGGCACUUGGCAUGAGCUGCAUGGGCUCAAGCUCCUGGAUCUGAGUUUUAAUGAGUUGUCAUACGUUCCACCAGACCUUCCAGAAUCACUGGAAUAUCUAUACUUGCAACACAACAGAAUUAUUCUCAUUAUGGCUGAGACUUUCCUGACAACACCCAACAUACGGGUCAUCUCUCUCAGAUCCAAUCGAUUAUUGGCAGCCAAUGUGACGGAAGAGGCAUUUGCAGACCUAAAAUUCCUGGAAGUAGUAGACCUGGCAGGCAACCCAGAGCCUAUCAGCACCUCUCUCCUGCAAGCUGGACACCAGGCCCAGACUCAGAUGGGCACCUAGGAAGGCAGCCUGGAAGAGAUUACCAUCUGGAAUUCUCUGCACUACUCUACUUCCUUAGGUCUUUUGAUCAAUCUAACCAACCUGCUAACAUCUGGAGGGGGUUUUGUUGUAUAGUGUUUACUCUCCCGGUUUCCGUCAGCCAAAUACAACAAAGCCAGUGCAAGCGAGCUGCUUUUCUUGGGAGCAAAACUGGAAUGCUGAUUGCCAAUGGGUCUACAUUUGGCUUGGCUAAGCUUUCCUGGAACUACAGUGACAGUCAUACCCAGAAGAAGUUAGUGCAUCCUCCUGCACUCACUUGCAAUGUUGGCUAGGACAUAAAAUAUUCAGUGGAGCACUUCCCCCACAGUUCCUUCUUCUGCAUCACUUCUCAUAUGUAUUUCCAAUCUAACAGCCCAGCUGCUGCAAUGAGCUAGAAAGUUGCAAAUGCCAAGGUUUUCUUCCCCAUGUGUCAAAUCCCAUUUGCAAAGGAGAUGACAGAAAUGAUAGCUAGGCUAUUCACCAUCACACAGAAUUAUUAGCCAGCAUUUUGAUCUCCUAUAUUUAUGACUGUU
This is a messenger RNA of Protobothrops mucrosquamatus (brown spotted pit viper), 2319 nucleotides long. RefSeq names its product podocan like 1 (gene PODNL1). Lineage: Eukaryota; Metazoa; Chordata; Lepidosauria; Squamata; Viperidae. Bases 8 to 1768 code for a protein of 586 amino acids. Gene Ontology annotation, molecular function: protein binding. The transcript is spliced from 11 exons. The record is from RefSeq and is a predicted model, not a curated record.